AUGCCCCGCGCUUCCACGACUAGCUACGGCCAGGUCAUCGAGUAUAUCCAAGACAGGCUCUAUCUCGCAUCUUACACAUAUGCGCCUGAUGCCUCGACACCCUUCCCGUACCCCAAGCAGAGCCAGUCGCCUUCCAAGCGGUCGUCGCGGGCACAUGCAGGCCCCACUGCUACUGGCCACAAGGCGCAUCCCCCCGUCUACUUCAGCAUCGACAAGACGCUGCUCUACAAUGCCUUCCACGGUGACUUUGGCCCACUUCACAUUGGUCACCUCUACCGGUUUGCUGUCCAGCUGCACGAGGUGUUGGGAGACCCCGCAAACGAGGACCGCCCAGUAGUCUUCUGGAGCGGUGCCGACUCGAGGAGUCGCGCGAACUCGGCCUGUAUCCUGGCAUGCUACAUGGUACUCAUCCAGUCUUGGCCACCGCAUUUGGCGCUGGCGCCCAUUGCCCAGAUGGACCCGCCGUGCAUGCCCUUUCGUGACGCCGGCUACAGCCAGGCCGACUACGUUCUGAACAUUCAGGAUGUCAUCUACGGUGUCUGGAAGGCCAAGGAGGAAGGUCUUUGCGGGCUCAAGGACUUCAGUUUGGAGGAGUACGAGAAGUUUGAGCGGGUCGACAUGGGCGACUUCAACUGGGUCACCCCCAACUUCCUGGCCUUUGCGUCACCACAGCAACAGCCCACCCACGAGAUCCCGACUUCCUCGCCCAUGUAUGCGACGCUUCCAUCCAAUAUUGCCGAAAUCCAACGAUCUGGACUCCCUGGCCCUUUCAAGAACGUCCUCUCUCACUUCGUCGCUCGCAAUGUCGGCCUCGUAGUCCGAUUGAACUCCGAACUGUACUCAUCCUCGUACUUCACCAAGCUCGGCAUCCAGCACUUGAACAUGAUCUUCGACGACGGAACCUGCCCACCUCUAUCGCUUGUUCGCAAGUUUGUCAACCUCGCACAUGAGAUGAUCACCGUGCAGAAGCGUGGCAUUGCCGUUCACUGCAAGGCUGGACUAGGGAGGACUGGCUGCCUCAUUGGAGCUUACUUGAUCUACAAACACGGCUUCACUGCCAACGAGAUCAUCGCCUACAUGCGCUUCAUGCGUCCAGGUAUGGUCGUUGGACCUCAACAGCACUGGCUCCACCUUAACCAGGGCACCUUCCGCGAGUGGUGGUACGAGGAUACCAUGAAGGCCAAGUAUGCGCAGAUGGUGCCAUCGACACCCACCAAGUCACCACACAAGCAGCGCCUUGCUAGCAACGGGCAAACCUUCACCCCACCCAACGGGUCGCAGAAGCGUUCAGCGCUCGGUGAGAUUGAGUCGAACGAGCGAAGCAAUUCAGGGCACAUUGGCGUGCUAGAGGAUAACCUGCCUGCACCCACACCAGGGCAGCCGCGGAAGACUAGCAAGCUUUACGGCAGCGUGCGACAAUCACCUCAGCGCAUCGAUGAGAACGAACCCUUUACAAAAUCGCACACAGAAGUCAGGGCAGACAUCACUCGCUUUGAUGGCGAGUCAGACGAGGAAUUCCACCUCCGUCAGAUCGCGCGGCGAACAUCAUCGCGCUCACCAGCACGGUCACCAACCCACAAGGAGAAGCAGCGUCGUGCUUUCAGCACCACAUCCGUCGUCCAGACCUCGGUAACGCAUACCUCUUUCGGCUUUGGUGACGAGAGUGACCUCGAGAACACUGCACCAACUGGCCGGCCAAAGACACCCAAAGAGAAGAGCGGAAACGGCAGCAUCAGCAUGAGCAAGAUCCGCUCGAGCCCUGCACGACGAAGCACAGACGGCAAGUCUGGUGUGCGAAAGACCAGCGGUCGUGUUGGCAGCGUUGGCAAUGCCAUCUCUCGCAGCACGAAGUCAUGA
Messenger RNA from Pyrenophora tritici-repentis Pt-1C-BFP, 1857 nucleotides. RefSeq names its product CDC14, protein-tyrosine phosphatase. Gene Ontology annotation, cellular component: spindle pole body; mitotic spindle; nucleolus. Gene Ontology annotation, molecular function: protein tyrosine/serine/threonine phosphatase activity; protein serine/threonine phosphatase activity; protein tyrosine phosphatase activity. NCBI's taxonomy places the organism in Eukaryota, Fungi, Ascomycota, Dothideomycetes, Pleosporales, Pleosporaceae. Gene Ontology annotation, biological process: protein dephosphorylation; microtubule cytoskeleton organization; positive regulation of cytokinesis. The record is from RefSeq and is a predicted model, not a curated record.